AGCCGCGCGGGAUGCCCGGCCGCGGCUGACAGAGCCAACCGCCCGGCCUCGUCCGGUGCCGGCUGCCGCCGCCCUCCCCGCAGCGCCGCGACCGGGCUCACGCCUGUCUCCUCGCAGCUGCUCAGGACUCGGCGGUCCCGUCAGGCCGCUGAGGGCGCGACGCCGACGGCGGCUGCGACGGCCCCGGAGGCGCGAGAGGCGCCGGGGUCGCGGCGGCGAUUGGCCGGCCGCGGCGCCUGCUCCCAGAAUGCAGCGCAUGGCGCGUCAUUGAAGAGAGACCAUGAUGGCGGCGGCGGCGCUGGGGCCCCCAGAAGUGAUCGCUCAGCUGGAGAACGCGGCCAAAGUUCUGAUGGCACCACCUUCCAUGGUCAGUAAUGAACAACGCCAGCAUGCAGAGCACAUAUUCCUAUCAUUUAGGAAAUCCAAAUCACCAUUUGCAGUUUGCAGGCAUAUUUUGGAAACCAGUAAAGUGGACUAUGUCCUUUUUCAAGCGGCCACAGCCAUAAUGGAAGCAGUUGUCCGAGAGUGGGUUCUCUUGGAAAAAGGCAGCAUCGAGUCUCUGAGAACAUUCCUCCUAACCUAUGUCUUGCAAAGGCCUAACCUCCAAAAGUAUGUUCGGGAACAGAUUCUAUUAGCAGUAGCAGUAAUUGUAAAACGAGGAUCAUUGGAUAAGUCAAUUGACUGCAAAAGCAUUUUUCAUGAAGUCAGCCAAUUGAUAAGUAGUGGCAAUCCCACUGUGCAAACUCUGGCCUGUUCUAUUCUGACUGCACUGUUGAGUGAGUUCUCAAGUUCAAGUAAAACUAGCAACAUUGGACUGAGUAUGGAAUUCCAUGGGAACUGCAAACGAGUUUUUCAGGAAGAAGACCUUCGCCAAAUCUUCAUGUUAACGGUUGGAGUUCUGCAGGAGUUCAGCAGGCGGGAGAACCUCAGUGCUCAGAUGUCCUCGGUGUUUCAGCGGUACCUUGCACUAGCCAACCAAGUCCUGAGCUGGAAUUUUCUCCCUCCAAAUUUGGGCAGACAUUAUAUAGCUAUGUUUGAAUCCUCACAAAAUGUGCUGUUGAAGCCAACAGAGUCCUGGCGGGAGACUCUUCUGGACAGCAGAGUUAUGGAACUUUUCUUCACAGUACAUCGAAAAAUCAGAGAAGAUUCAGAUAUGGCACAGGAUUCUCUGCAGUGCCUUGCCCAGUUAGCGUCUCUGCAUGGACCCAUCUUCCCCGAUGAAGGAUCCCAGGUUGAUUAUCUAGCACACUUCAUUGAGGGAUUGCUGAACACUAUCAAUGGAAUUGAAAUAGAAGAUUCUGAAGCUGUGGGAAUCUCCAGCAUAAUCAGCAAUCUGAUAACUGUGUUCCCUCGGAAUGUUUUAACUGCCAUCCCCAGCGAACUUUUCUCCUCCUUCGUUAACUGCCUCACACAUCUCACUUGUUCUUUUGGGCGAAGUGCUGCAUUGGAAGAAGUGCUUGAUAAGGAUGACAUGGUAUACAUGGAAGCAUAUGAUAAAUUGCUGGAGUCCUGGCUAACUUUGGUCCAAGAUGACAAGCAUUUCCAUAAAGGCUUUUUUACUCAGCAUGCGGUUCAAGUUUUCAAUUCCUAUAUUCAGUGCCACCUUGCUGCUCCAGAUGGCACAAGGAAUUUGACUGCCAAUGGUGUGGCCUCUCGUGAGGAAGAAGAAAUAAGUGAACUUCAAGAAGAUGAUCGAGAUCAGUUUUCUGAUCAACUAGCCAGUGUAGGAAUGCUAGGAAGAAUUGCUGCCGAACACUGUAUGCCUCUUCUGACAAGUUUAUUAGAAGAAAGGGUAACAAGACUCCAUGGUCAGUUACAACGACAUCAGCAACAGUUACUUGCUUCUCCUGGAUCAAGCACCGUUGACAACAAAAUGCUUGAUGAUCUCUACGAAGAUAUUCACUGGCUUAUUUUAGUUACAGGCUACCUCUUAGCUGAUGAUACUCAGGGAGAGACUCCGCUAAUACCUCCAGAAAUAAUGGAAUAUUCCAUUAAGCAUUCAUCUGAAGUUGACAUUAAUACAACACUUCAAAUUUUGGGAUCUCCAGGAGAAAAGGCUUCUUCCAUCCCAGGGUACAGCAGGACAGAUUCUGUGAUUAGGCUGUUGUCUGCUGUGCUAAGAGUCUCAGAAGUUGAAUCUCGAGCAAUAAGAGCAGAUCUCACUCAUCUACUAAGCCCUCAAAUGGGCAAAGAUAUUGUUUGGUUUCUAAAACGCUGGGCCAAGACUUAUCUCCUGGUAGAUGAAAAACUCUAUGAUCAGAUAAGUUUGCCAUUGAGCACAGCCUUUGGCGCAGAUACAGAGGGCUCCCAGUGGAUUAUUGGCUACCUCUUACAGAAAGUCAUCAGCAAUCUGUCAGUCUGGAGUAGUGAGCAAGACCUUGCCAAUGACACUGUACAGCUCCUUGUCACAUUGGUCGAAAGAAGAGAAAGGGCAAACUUAGUAAUUCAGUGUGAAAACUGGUGGAACCUAGCAAAGCAGUUUGCAAGCCGAAGCCCACCUCUUAAUUUCCUGUCCAGCCCAGUGCAGAGGACACUGAUGAAGGCCCUGGUUUUAGGAGGCUUUGCACAUAUGGACACAGAAACCAAGCAACAGUAUUGGACGGAGGUUCUUCAGCCUCUCCAGCAGCGGUUCCUGAGAGUGAUAAACCAAGAGAACUUCCAGCAGAUGUGUCAGCAGGAGGAAGUCAAGCAGGAGAUCACUGCCACGCUGGAGGCCCUGUGUGGCAUUGCUGAGGCCACACAGAUCGACAAUGUAGCCAUUCUUUUUAAUUUUUUAAUGGACUUCCUUAACAAUUGCAUUGGGUUGAUGGAAGUUUACAAAAAUACUCCAGAAACUGUCAAUCUCAUUAUAGAAGUUUUUGUUGAAGUUGCACAUAAACAAAUAUGCUAUCUUGGAGAGUCCAAAGCUAUGCAUUUAUAUGAAGCCUGCCUUACUUUGUUACAAGUGUAUUCUAAGAAUAAUCUAGGGCGGCAAAGGAUAGAUGUCACAGCAGAAGAAGAGCAGUACCAGGACCUGCUUCUCAUUAUGGAGCUUCUCACUAACCUUCUCUCCAAGGAGUUCAUAGAUUUCAGCGACACAGAUGAAGUAUUUAGAGGACAUGAACCAGGACAAGCAGCAGGCAGAUCUGUAUCGGCAGCUGAUGUCGUUUUAUAUGGAGUAAACCUAAUUCUGCCCUUAAUGUCACAAGAUCUUUUGAAGUUUCCAACCCUUUGUAAUCAAUACUACAAGUUGAUCACAUUUAUUUGUGAGAUUUUUCCUGAAAAAAUACCCCAGCUUCCUGAGGAUCUGUUUAAGAGUCUGAUGUAUUCCCUGGAACUAGGAAUGACAUCAAUGAGUUCAGAAGUGUGCCAGCUCUGCCUCGAGGCUUUGACACCAUUAGCCGAACAAUGUGCUAAAGCACAAGAAACAGAUUCACCUCUUUUUCUAGCAACUCGGCACUUCCUUAAGCUGGUUUUUGAUAUGCUGGUACUGCAGAAGCACAACACAGAGAUGACUACUGCAGCUGGAGAAGCAUUCUACACGUUGGUUUGUUUGCACCAGGCUGAGUAUUCUGAACUGGUUGAGACAUUACUGUCAAGUCAGCAAGACCCAAUCAUUUACCAGAGAUUAGCAGAUGCCUUCAACAAGCUCACUGCAAGCAGCACUCCUCCUACCCUGGACCGGAAGCAGAAGAUGACCUUCCUAAAGAGUUUAGAAGAAUUUAUGGCAAAUGUUGGUGGUCUCCUUUGUGUAAAAUAAACAACAGAGCUAUAUUCUUAACUUAGA
This is a messenger RNA of Peromyscus leucopus (white-footed mouse), 3766 nucleotides long. RefSeq names its product exportin 4 (gene Xpo4). The record is from RefSeq and is a predicted model, not a curated record. Gene Ontology annotation, cellular component: cytoplasm; nuclear pore. The transcript is spliced from 23 exons. NCBI's taxonomy places the organism in Eukaryota, Metazoa, Chordata, Mammalia, Rodentia, Cricetidae. Gene Ontology annotation, biological process: protein export from nucleus. Gene Ontology annotation, molecular function: nuclear export signal receptor activity. The coding region runs from base 281 to 3739 and encodes 1152 amino acids.